AUGUUACUGCCCCUCCUUCACACUACUGCUGACAGCACUCUGCGCUCCCAGUGGCAGACUCGUGACGCCCACGCUCGCUUUGCCAUUCGCAACUCCCUACCGCUAGAUGAGCGCGAGCACUUUGGCCAGCACAAGACUGCUAAGGACCUGUACACUGCAGUCGUUGCUCGUUACUCCUCACCCGCUUCUGCCACACUCGGCCGCCUCACCCUCCCCUACCUGUUCCCCGACCUGGCCUCCUUCAGCACAGUUGCUGACCUCAUCACCCACCUCAAGACUAGUGAGGCCCGCUUUCGCGCUGCUAUGCCUGACGAGUUCCUUGCCAGCAACCCCCCCCCGCUCUGGAUCACGCUCUACCACAUCGUCACCCGCCUCCCUGACUCUCUGCGCGCAGCACCUCUCGUGGCGACCCCCGCACCCCGUUCUUUGAGGGGUGUUCCCCUUCCCCCCUUCUCCCCUCUGUCGCCUCUGCUGCUGCUGUCGACCUCCUUGGUGCUGAGAAGGUCGGGACCGCGUCUGCUCCGAGCGGGCGCCGCAGGAGCAACGGGGGCAAGGGUGGAGAUGGAGGCGGGGGAGGCGGGGGGUGGUGGCGGUGGGGGUGGAGGUGGGACUGGAGAGGCUAGUGGCGGCAGUGGGGGUGGUGACAGCAGCGGCGGGAGCGGUGGCAGGGGCGGAGGCGGCAGCGGAGGCGGAGGUGGUCGUGGCGGCGGCAGGGGUGGAGGUGGCCGAGGCGGUGGCGGCGGCGGUGGUGGUCGUGGAGGCGCUGGCGGUGGCCAGAGCCAGCAGCACGCCCCGUCGCUCCAGGAGGCACGUGAGUGGUAUUCGCAGCGGGGGGGGGCGGGUGGCUUUACCUGCACGUACGUCAUCCGCACUGGUGACCGCACUGGCCAGACGUGUGGGAGGCCGCACCCCACGCAGCGCUGUUUCUCGCGCCUUACCGACGCAUGGCGCGCCCAGUUUCCUGCUGGCGCUGAGCUGCCCCGCUGGGCUGAUCUGGAGAGGCAGGGAGUUGAUAUCUGGGCUCUAGACUUUGAUGCUAUUCUCACUGCCAUGUAUGCGAUGUUUACUAGUGGAGAGGGUGCUCAGUACUUGCGUGUUCCGCCCGACCCGGGCAUUCUGACCAGUCCGACUGCCGCUCUAGGUGCUAGUGAGUCUGCUGCCCCAGGUCCUGGUGAGGCUGCUGCUCUAGGUGCUCGUGAGUCUGUGCCCCCUGGUACUGAGUCGACUGCGGCACUGCACACCUUCACACUGGACUCAGGUGCUUCUCGCUGUUUCUUUCGUGACCGCACUGUCCUUGAGCCACUCGCUCGGCCAGUUGCUGUCUCCCUCGCUGACCCCUCUGGGGGUCCGGUCAUUGCGACCUCCUCCACUGUCCUUCCUUGUCCUGCGGUCCCGUCAGGCACACUGUCAGGUCUCUACCUCCCCUCGUUCUCUACGAACUUGGUGGCAGGUCGUGCGCUCCAGGACAGGGGUGUUCACCAGUUCACCCCUGCAUACGAGCGCGUGACACACUGCACGUGUGCUCGGACGGGUCGCCACUUGGCUACCUUCACUCGGCAGCCGGGGUCGGAUCUGUACACACUGACCACUGAGUCCCCUCAGGUAGCUGCGUCUGCGUCUGCAUCUGCGUCAGGUCAGCUGUCCGCCCCCUGCUCGUGUCGCUCUCUGGCGCAUGAGACUGUCCUCUGGCACCACCGCCUUGGUCACCCGUCUGUGCAGCGCCUUCGGACCAUGCACAAACGGGACCUUGUUGCUGGUCUUCCCAGGGUUCUCCCUCCCCUCCCACCCUCGCCUGCUCCUCCCUGUCUUCCCUGUGUCGAGGGGCGGCAGCGCGCCGCUCCUCACUCCUCCUCCUUUCCCCCGACGACUGCUCCUUUGCAGACGCUCCACAUGGACGUAUCUUGUCUCCAGCUCAGUGAGCGUUUCCGCUCCGACUUCUCUGUCCUGCGUCUGCACUCUGACAGAGGUGGGGAGUUUUCCUCUGGCCUCUUGGAGGCCUUCUGUCAGCAGGAGGGCAUUGAGCAGUCGUUCACGCUUCCGGCCUCUCCACAGCAGAAUGGGGUUGCUGAGCGCCGCAUUGGCUUGGUCAUGGAGGUUGCUCGUACCUCCUUGGUUCAUGCGGCUGCCCCCCACUUUCUGUGGCCGUUUGCAGUCCGAUACGCUGCGCAUCAGCUCAACCUCUGGCCCCGUGUCUCCUUACCGGAGACUUCUCCAACACUGCGUUGGACGGGAGAGGCUGGCGAUGCGUCGCGUUUUCGGGUCUGGGGAUCCCGAGCUUUUGUUCGCGACACGUCCGCGGACAAGCUCUCCCGUCGCGCUGUCCCCUGUGUCUUCCUUGGCUUUGUCCCGGACGCGCCUGGUUGGCAGUUCUACCACGCCACCUCGCGUCGUGUCCUGGCCUCUCAGGACGUCACUUUUGACGAGUCCGUCCCCUACUACCGCCUCUUCCCCUACCGCACUGCCCCACUCCCCCCCCCGCCUCUCUUCCUGGCUCCAGGUGCUGAGGUACCAGACCCCCUCCCCCCUCAGGGUGCCGCUCCCUCAGGUGUGUCCCAGGUAGACCCGGGUGAGCCUGUCGAGGUAGCUGUUGACUCUCGUCCUGCUAGGGGUACUGAGCCUGACCGUGCUGAGCCUGGGGGUGCUGAGCCUGAGGGUGCUGCGUCUGGGGGUGCUGAGCCUGGGAGUGCUGAGUCUGGAGGUGCGGAGCCUGGGGGUGCUGAGCCUGGGGGUAGUGAGCCUGAGGGUGCUGAGUCUGCGGGUGCGGAGCCUGGGGGUGCUGAGUCUGGGGGUACUACACCUGGAGGAGCCCUCUCCUCACAGCGGCUGCAGGAGAGGUACCUACAGUACUGCCGCCUCCGGAGAGGUACUGCUGGAGCUGGUCGCGGUGCUGCCCGGGAGCUCCCCCCCCUCCAGCAGAUCCGAGAGUGGUACACGAGGCGCUGCAGUCUUCGGAGUGGUGCUCCUGGUGCUGCGGACCCGGACGUUGGAGCUGCUGCUGGUGCUGAGGACCUGACUCGUGGAGCUGCUGCUGGUGCUGAGGACCCGAGCGGUGGCGCUGCUGCUGGAGCUGAGGACCCGAGUGGUGGCGCUGCUGCUGGUGCUGAGGACCCGGACGUUGGAGCUGCUGCUGGUGCUGAGGACCCGGCUGGUGGAGUUCCUGCUGGUGCUGAGGACCCGCGCGGUGGAGCUGCUGCUGGUGCUGCGGACCCGGGCGGUGGAGCUGCUGCUGGUGCUGAGGACCCGAGCGGUGGAGCUGCUGCUGGUACUGAGGACCCGAGCGGUGGAGCUGCUGCUGGUGCUGAGGACCCGGGCGGUGGAGCUGCUGCUGGUGCUGAGGACCCUGGCGCUGGUGUCUCUGCUGCUUCUGGAGACGCUACGCGGCCGCGACUGUACUUCGUACCGCUCCUUCAGCAGGUUCUUGGUCAGGCUCCUCCUCCUCGUCCUCCUCCCUCCGUAGAGUGUCCUCCGCCUGUCCAGUCGCAGUCACAGUUACCGCCUGCCUCGCCUCUCCCUGGUCCCUCUCCUUACACUGGUCCCACAGGAGGUCUUGCAGAGCGUCGUGAGCCUGCGUCUCGUCCUGCGUCGCCUGUUCGUACUGCUCGCACUGGUCGUCGUGUCCCACGUGAGCGUCCUCCUCCUGUCCCUGGCACUCACUACAUGACUCUGCGUCCCUCCACUGCUCCUCAGCGUGUCCCGCUGCCGUCUCCUCCUGCGUCCUCUCUGCCUACUCUUCCUGACCCGGAGUCUGACUCCCGUCGUGCUGCCAGUCCCACUGUCACCCGUCUUCUCGCCACUGUUGUCACUGACCCUACCUUUGAGUCCUCUGCUGCGUCUGCUCUGGUCGCUGAGUUGAUAGACUUUGCUGCCCGGUGUCGUCUAGACUACGCCGCUAGCCUUGUUGCUGAGUCUAAGUCUGAGUCUGUCUGUCCUCCGUCCGUCGGGGGUGCGUGUGCUCUUGGCACGGACGUCCUUGAGGACAGACAGGAGGAGUUCCAGUGCUUUGCUGCUGCUUUGCCCCAUCUCGUGUCCAUGCUAGUUGCCCCUGAGGGAGACCCGGAUGCUCCAGACAUCCCGACCCCACGCUCUUACGCUGAGGCGAUGGCGGGUCCCUACUCCACUCAGUGGCUGACAGCCAUGGACGCAGAGAUGGCUUCCUAG
Molecule: messenger RNA, 4158 nt
Organism: Closterium sp. Yama58-4
Lineage: Eukaryota; Viridiplantae; Streptophyta; Zygnematophyceae; Desmidiales; Closteriaceae
Source: the annotation of a GenBank genome assembly